CUGAUGAGAAUCUGCUUGUUGACUUUUUCAAAUGAAUGUUUAAAAUCGGUUGUCCGGACACACAUCUAGGUCUACCAUAAAUGGCAAAUUAGUGACGGACCCCUCCUCCAUAUUACACUCCCCAAAUGUAAUGACCUUUUUUUAUCUCUUUUCCAUUUUAAACAUCCCUUUUCUUCUCUUAUCUACAAGAGCUUCAACUUUCUUACACCAUGAACCUAUCGAAUACAAACGGAUCUCUGAAUGCCUCGACUAUCAUCCUUGAUGAAGAGUUUGAGAUCACAAUCGGACAAGCUUGGAUGCCAGUGGUCCCACUCCCGAUUCUGAUGCUUACCUCUCUCAGCAUUUUUGGAUGCUUGAUCGCUCUUGUGAGCUCCAUGCAAAUAGUAAGGGAAAGGCGAAAGGAUCUAACACUGAAGUUUGAUGAAAAUGACGAAGAAGCAAUCUACAAACCCAAAACAUCGUCGUCCUCACAGAAUGAAUAUUUGAGAAUAGAUCCAAAUCACCCACAGAUUGACCCAAAGAGAAACCAUCAUGCUAUCAGGUAUGAAAACAUGAAAGAGCAGCAUAUCCCAGACGGAGCUUCUUAUCCCAGUAGUCCGCCAUCUACGGGGAAACUUCCAAGAAGAGGACCCCGUCAAAAUACAAACACCAAUCGGUCUGCAACACAAAUAUCGCCAUCGCCGUUGUUGCAACGCGACCACCACUCGCCACCACAACCACCGGGAUCGCCGUCGAAAUACCGCCGUGGACCGGACGGUCAAGUUAGGGCAAGGGAGUCGUCGAGCGCGCCGAUGAUUAUGAACGGGUUAUGGAAAAGAAUCGAGAGGGUCUUGAAAAUGGGUUUCGAUGCCGAUACCAACUCAUGUCAGCUUAGUUUUGUUCAUCACAACAACAACUCAGCGCUCCGCCCAAGCUGCUCUGACUCCGCCUCUCUCCCAUUCAAACGACCAAUGGUAUUCCAAGCUGACUGCACUCCGAGUUUGAUUGACAGCUCAAUCAUCCAAUUAACGAGUACUUCUUGUCAAACUGAGACGAGUUCGUCAACAUUCCCGCGCAAAAUUGCUUGUAGAUGUUGCCUUGACAGACAAACGGGAAAAAGUCCCCUCCAAAAAAGCAGUUCCUCAUCGCUCCUGAGAAAUAUGUACUUGAAGAAUAACAAUAUAGGAGUUUUGAACGAUAGCCACCAAUCUUCAUCACUCCUGAGUGAAACCUCCAAUCCGGGAAGACCUAAACUCUCAAUACAUGAUGAGGAUCUAGCGAAUAAACUUUGUUUAUCGGUCGAUGAACGUAUCAGGCGAUACAGGCUGUGUUACUCUAGUUCAAGUGAUGACGAUUCAGACGAGUGAAUUAAUAACAUCAUGGCGAUAUGAUGUUUGAUCUAAUACAAAUUUGAGUUAUCAUGAUAGCCAUUUUUUCCAGAAUAUACCGCUGGGUCCAAUUCAAAGUCUACUGAAAUCUGAGCCAUUGGCGGUUUUAUUACAAU
Lytechinus variegatus (green sea urchin) is the source of this 1483-nucleotide messenger RNA. RefSeq lists its product as uncharacterized. The transcript has 7 exons. Bases 210 to 1346 code for a protein of 378 amino acids. Lineage: Eukaryota; Metazoa; Echinodermata; Echinoidea; Temnopleuroida; Toxopneustidae. The record is from RefSeq and is a predicted model, not a curated record.